ACGUAGUCAUUUAGUAAUAAUAUGAGUGGAGUAUAUGGAGUAUUGGUUUUAUAAACAAACUUGUAUUUUGUUCAAAAAUGUCUAAUGAAGUGCAAAUAUUGAAUUUAAUUGAUGAUAUUUUGAAAAUCGAUUCAAACGAAGAUGUCUUCCCUGGUGAAGAAAUUGACAAAACAGGCGCUUUUCAGAAGAAAAUUGGCAACCUCUUUGGUGGUCUAACCAACGAGCAGAAGGAGAAUACCCUUCGCCAGUAUUUGGUUAAAGCAGCUACCCAAACCAAUUUAAGCCAAUUAAAGCUUUUACUGGAUACAUUAUCAACUCUUGUGAAAGAAAAUAUACUUCCGGCACGAUUGCUUUGUGAGCAAAUCCUCAGCUGCGAGAAACUGGUAUUUCAGAAUCAAAACUUUUGGAUUGAGAGUCUUACUCUUCUCAAAUCAUCGAUCGCUUCAAAACGUGGAAGUGGAGGUGUUGACUACAAGGGAGUGCGCGAGAUUAUGCGAGGAUGUCGAGAAAAGGCUCAAACUUUCCCAAAAGCUCUCAACUCUAGUACUCUACCACAAAUGCUAGUUCUCGAAAGUAUUAUUGAAUACAUUUUCGAUCGAAAUGCAUGCCUCCUUCCAGCUUAUUUCAUUGCCAAUGAAAUCCAAAAGACCGAUUGUCCAGAACCUCAUUGGAAGAUGGCUAGACUUAUGGCAACUUUUGUGGAAGAAUUCCGGAAUACUGCCCAGAUGCUAACAAUAAUUGGUCAUUCGGCAAUGUUGCCUAUCGUUGAACACUUUGGAUAUGCUGAUCACUUGAUUAAUCCAUGGAGAUUAGACAGAAAUUCACUGAAAUUCAAUUUGAAAGGAAUUCUUCCUUAUGAUGCUGAAUUAUUGCAACCCCAAACUGGACUUCUUCGGUUUGUUCUUGAGCAGCCUUACAGCAAGGAUAUGGUGUGCUCAAUCCUCAACCUCCAGAAGCAGCAUAAACAGAGAUGCGUUGCACUGGAGGAACAACUGGUGUGGCUUGUUAUCUCAGCAAUGGAACGUUCUGAACAGGAAACUGCAUCUUCUGUGUUCCAGACACCAGAUGCUGGUCAAAGUGACGAAAAAAUGACUUCUGUUCAUUGGUUGUGGUUGCAUUUAUCAUCUCAGCUAAUUUACUUUGUACUCUUCCAAUUUGCCAACUUUCCUACAAUCGUCAUGGCUUUGCACGAUAAAUUGGCCGUAAGGACGGAACUGAGAAAGGGUCGAGAUCAUCUUAUGUGGGUGUUGCUGCAAUUCAUCUCGGGAAGUAUUCAGCGCAAUCCCUUGUCAAAUUUUUUGCCUGUACUUAAACUGUACGAUAUUCUAUAUCCUGAGAAGGAGCCCCUUGCUGUCCCAGACUUCAAUAAGCCAUAUUGUACUCGGCAAAUGGCUCCUACUUGCAUCUGGAUUCAUCUGCUCAAAAAAGCCCAGACAGAUCAAAUUAACAUUCAUAGACAGAUUCCGAAAGCCCUGAAAAAUCAUCAUGAAUUCCUACAGGAACUUGUUCAUCCAUCAAACACAUCAGUUUUAUCAAUGGGAUCAGAUUUUCGAAUUGCUUUGCUUUGCAAUGCCUACUCUACCAAUCAGGAUUAUUUUUCUCGACCAAUGGCUGCUCUUGUGGACACAAUCUUAGGCACUCAGAAAAGUAGCACAAGUUCUGGCGGGGGUGCAGGUCAGCAAGUUCCAACUGUUCCCCUUUCAAUGGUCAUUCUGGACAGUUUAACAGUGCACAGCAAAAUGUCCUUAAUCCAUAGCAUCGUAACACAUAUGAUGAAGCAUCCUCAGUCAAAGAAUGCUAUGCCAAAUGUGACUAAUAUGGCCCCAGCCUUAGUUGAAACAUAUUCAAGGCUCCUGGUAUAUACUGAAAUUGAGUCUUUGGGGAUUAAGGGCUUCCUAACUCAAUUGCUUCCAACAGUAUUCAAAUCUCAUGCUUGGGGGAUACUCUACACUCUGCUUGAGAUGUUUUCCUAUCGAAUGCACCACAUUCAGCCGCAUUAUCGUGUGCAACUACUCUCUCAUCUUCACUCAUUGGCUUCAGUUCCUCACACAAACCAGAUGCAACUGCAUCUUUGUGUCGAGUCGACAGCCCUCCGUCUAAUAACAGGGCUUGGAUCAGCAGAAGUCCAGCCUCAAAUUUCACGAUAUUUAUCUGAGCCUAAGACUCCGGCAUCUGUUGUAUCUGCUGAAAGUGAAGAACUUAACCGCGUAUUGAUUCUCACAAUAGCUCGAUCAAUGCACAUUACUGGAAUAGGAAAUGAUCCUUCAAGCAGUUGGUGCAGGGAGCUCCUAACUGGAAUAAUGCAAAAUACCCCACAUUCUUGGGCAUCACAUACACUUCAUUGUUUCCCUCCUGUAUUGAAUGAGUUUUUUACGCAGAACACAACUCCAAAAGAGAACAAGCAAAUGCUGAAGAAGGCUGUUGAGGAAGAUUACAGAAACUGGACAUCUAUGUCUAAUGAAAACGACAUUAUAGCUCAUUUUAGCGCAGCUGCAACUCCACCUCUAUUCCUUUGCCUACUUUUCAAGAUGAUUUAUGAGACAGAUGGUAUUAGUCCAGUUGCCUACAAGAUCCUCGAAAGGAUUGGUGCCCGAGGCUUAUCGGCUCAUUUGAGAAAGCUUAGUGACUACAUUGUAUUUGAGGUGCAAAACUCUAAUGUCGGAGCUCAUGUUAACAAAUGCGUAGACACCAUAAAUGAUAUGAUAUGGAAAUACAAUAUCGUCACGAUCGAUCGUCUAGUGCUUUGUCUAGCACUUCGAACUCAAGAAGGCAAUGAUGCACAAGUAAGCUUCUUUAUUGUGCAGCUGGUACUACUUAAGUCUACAGAUUUCCGCAACAGGAUGAGCGAGUUUGUUAAGGAAAAUUCGCCUGAGCAUUGGAAGCAGAGUAAUUGGCAUGAGAAGCAUUUGGCAUUUCACCAGAAAUAUCCAGAGAAAUUUGCUCCUGAUGAAUCAGUUACACAUCCACCACUUCCUGUUUAUUUUGGAAACGUUUGCUUACGUUUUCUACCCGUUUUGGAUAUUGUUAUCCAUCGUCUGCUGGAAAUAACUCCUGCAGGGAGCACAACUCAUUCUCCAACCCCAGUAAUCCUGGAUCAUCUGGGAUGCCUCUAUAAAUUUCAUGACCGUCCUGUUACUUAUCUUUACAACACUUUGCAUUACUAUGAACGUAAGCUGCGCGAUAAUCCAGCGAUGAAAAGAACAAUUGUGGGAGCUGUUAUUGGUUCACUGAAAGAUGUUCGUCCAGCAAAUUGGGCUCUCACAGAGCACUAUCAGUUGUAUCUGCAGAAAUCCGAAACUGAAGCUGCUCAGUGGAAGCCUGAGUUAACAUAUUACAUAAGCUUACUUCGACGGUUGAUAGAAACGAUUGACGGGAAGCACUUUUUCUAUUCAACUGAUUGGAGAUUCAAUGAAUUUCCCAAUCCAGCUGCUCAUGCUCUCUAUGUGACUUGCGUUGAGCUCCUGGCUCUACCAGUUGGACCGCAAAGAGUUGCAAAUAGCCUAAUGGAUGUAAUUUCCCGAGGAUAUACUGUUAUUCCACCAACACAAAUUCAUAAUUGGAUUAAUGCUUUUGGACUAGUGAUGUCUAAUCUACCGGAAUCUUAUUGGAAUGUUAUUUACGAUCGAUUGCGCGAUGUCCUACAAACUCAUCACAUGACUGAGUGGAAGUUGAGAUACUCUCCCUUCGAAAUGUUCAACUUUAAGACAACCCAACAUGCCAUGUUGGACAAGACAUAUGUGUUCAUGUUAGCAAUGGCUCAGUCGCUAUUUCACCAUUUUGGAAUUGGACAAAUUGCAACAAUGCCUGAAUAUAUGAAAGACAAGUUGAAACCAAUAAUUACAACAGAACACCAGUUGAUUUACAUUUGCCACUUGGUAGGACCUUUUCUGCAACGUUUAGAUUAUGAAAGACCACGCCAAGUAGCCGAGAUAACAGCUCUACUUUACGAAUUAGUGGAGAAAGUAGACAAGAGUCAGGGAUCCAGUCCAUUGCUUUAUAUGGAUUCCAUAUGCGAUCUACUAUAUCACAUUAAAUACAUGUUUGUGGGGGAUAAAAUGAAGACUGAGUUGGAAGCAAUAAUUCGCAGAUUGCGUCCAAGUUUGCAGAAGCGACUGAGAUUUAUUACGAGAAUGAAUGUUGAGGAAAUCGGUGUCGAGAAGACAGAAAACACUACCUCAAGUGCUCCAACUCAGACUACAUCAAUGUCAGGCCAGAUUUCAGCACAAAGUCAAAUGACUGGAAAUAUUGGGGUAGCCACACAGAGAAUUUAAAAAUAUAUACCUAUAAUAUUCACAAAAUAAAUUUUUUCCAAUAGAAAGCAUUUUUGUUUUACUAAUGCAUACGAUUUUUUUUUAAAUAUUUAGUACUAUUCAUUUUCAGAAAACCUCAGUUUAGUACUAUUCAUUUUCAGAAAACCUGGGCAUAUACGGACAGUCUUAUUUCUCAACACCGAAGUGGUCCUUCACGAUUACUGGGGCAAUGAUGAAUUUUGGCGGGCAAGACGUUCAAUGCGAUUCAAUGAAAAGCUCGUGGAAAAGGCUAAUGAGUUCCGCAUUGAGAACUUCAAUGCCACAGAUGAAUUGGAUGCCGUUCAGCGUCCAGAAAAAUGGGAGGAUGAACGGGAGUAUCGAAAUGCCGUCGGAGGUGACUAUAUAUGCGCACAUCUUCGUAGAGCGGACUUUCUCUAUGGCCGAGAACGUACAACCCCGACACUGAGAUCAGCUUCUGGUCAGAUAAAGCGUGUAGCAAAGAUGCUGGGUAUCGAUCAGAUCUUUCUUUCAAGCGAUUGUUCAAGAUCUGAACUGAUGGAUCUCUUGGCAUUCAUGAAGCGCUUAAGAGUAUAUAAAUAUCUUCCACCAACGAGAACUGAUGGAUUGAAUGCCCUAAAAGAUGGGUCAAUAGCAAUAAUAGACCAAAUAAUUUGCUCAAAUGCAAGAUAUUUCAUUGGGACUUACGAAAGCACUUUUACUUAUCGCAUUUAUGAGGAAAGGGAGAUUUUAGGAUUUCAACCGCGAACUACAUUUAAUACAUUUUGUAAAAACGAAGAUUUGACGGAAUGUGAAAAAAAUUCACAAUGGCCCAUCGUUUAUUAAUAAGUGAAUCCUUGUACCUUAAAAUAGUGUAAAAGAAUCUCAGCUAAAAAUAUUUAUGACCGUAAGUCUUGCAAUAUUUAAAAUUUUAAUAAUCAAAUUAUCAUACCAAUUUUACGGAUAGAAUUGGGCUGAGAUUGAAAAUGAAAUUUAUUUAUUCAUUUUGUAAAAAAGACAUUCGUGAAUAAAAAUAUGUUAAUUUUUGAAGCCUGCACGAAAGAUUUUAGAAAAUUUUUAAUCUUAAAAUCAAAUAAACCCUUAUAUCUUUCCAAUUUUUAAUAGAUUGACGACACCUAGCAAUUUUAUACAAUUAAAUUUGAAAUUAAGUUUUUUUCACUAUCAAGUGAAAAUAAUGAAAAAUGUCACGAAAAAUAUAAUAUUGAUUGUGAACUAGCAUUAAUUGGGCAUGCACAAUUUAUUUUGUUUUUGUACCAUUAUUUGCAAAACAACGUUGUAUCAGAUUUUUUUUUAAAACAAAUAUUUCAAAAUCAAAAUAAAUUGUAUGUUCCUUAUACUGCUAAAUAUUAGUAUUGUAUUAACAAUCAUGUAGUAAAUGUGCAUGUUGUGAAGUGAAAAUUACGGUGUAUAAAUCAAUAAAAGUGUAAAGUACCAUUUUAUAAAUCAGUCAAUUAAAUGUGAUAUUAUUUCACAAACUUAGUAAAAUAAAAGAGCGUCAAACCA
Messenger RNA from Phlebotomus papatasi, 5771 nucleotides. It is a transcript of the gene MED23, whose product is annotated as mediator of RNA polymerase II transcription subunit 23. The transcript is spliced from 7 exons. Gene Ontology annotation, biological process: positive regulation of gene expression; regulation of transcription by RNA polymerase II. Bases 78 to 4271 code for a protein of 1397 amino acids. The record is from RefSeq and is a predicted model, not a curated record. Lineage: Eukaryota; Metazoa; Arthropoda; Insecta; Diptera; Psychodidae. Gene Ontology annotation, cellular component: transcription regulator complex; mediator complex.